This is a messenger RNA of Emiliania huxleyi CCMP1516, 1181 nucleotides long. RefSeq lists its product as hypothetical. Lineage: Eukaryota; Haptophyta; Isochrysidales; Noelaerhabdaceae. The record is from RefSeq and is a predicted model, not a curated record. Bases 79 to 702 code for a protein of 207 amino acids. Gene Ontology annotation, molecular function: phosphatase activity. The transcript has 9 exons. Gene Ontology annotation, biological process: dephosphorylation.
GUGCACCUCAAAUACGUCGCCGCCUCGGCGCUCUGCAGCGUGUGCGCCUACCACGCCGGCCCCGACGGGGAGCGGAUCAUGCCUCUGCGGUCGCUUCUCGUCUACUCGGCGGCGACGCACGGCCUGUUUGCCGGCCUCUUCGUGGCGCGGGUGGGCAUGGGCAUCCUCGGCAAGCAGCGGGCCGCCGGGGUCGUUCCGUGGUGGUCAUACCUCGUCUGGGCGCCCUUCCACAGCUUCACCUACCUGUACACGUACUUCCACACCCUCCACUCGGAGGCGCACGGCACGCCCGUGGCGACCGAGGUGGCUCCAGGCUGGUGGAUCGGAGGGCGGUACGCGCACUGGAGGAUGCCGGAGCGGCGGUGGGCGGCCACCAUCGACCUGACGUGCGAGUUCCCGGAAGGGUCGAUCCGCAACACGUCAAACUACCUCCUCACCCCCUGCUGGGACGGCGUCCCUCCGACGCCGGCGCAGAUCGAGGAGGCGGCGCGGCUGGCGGCGCGAGCGUGCGGCCAAGGGGACGUGAUGGUGCACUGCGCGCACGGGCGAGGCCGAUCCACCACGGUGAUGCUCGCUUGCCUGGUCCGGGCCGGGCUCUUCUCGGACUGGAGGGACGCUUUUGAGGCGGAGGCGCUCGACACGUGGGAGGCGCGGUACGGCACGGCGCCGUACUCGGUCAGCUCUCCGAGACCCUCCUUUUGAGCUGGCUGGCUUGGGAGAGGAGAAGGGACGGGGGAGCUUGUGGGGUGUGGGGAGCGGGCUUGGAGUGGGACUGCAUGACAGCAUGAGAUCGCUGACUCGACACCAACCUCCGCUGCAGCGUGGCGGGCGACACGCCGGGGCACGUGCGCACCUCCAGCUCCACAUCUCCACAAUCUUGUGCCCCCAAAGUGGCAAUGGCGGCACAAGCGCCGGCGGCAAGCGCCGCCCUUGCGCCUUGGGGCGAGGGGCGCUACCGCCGCUAGAGCCGAGUUAGAGGGUCCGCAGCGUCCUAAUCUAAAAUCUGAGGAUUCAGGCAGGAUUGAGGCAUCGCUUCAGUGAGGCCAAAGUGAGUUUAUGGAUGUGUGAGAACGCGGGUUAUAGGGACACGCGCGGCGAGGUCGAGGAGUCACGCGGACCGACUCGUCGGUGACUCUGCUGCACGCCGUUUCAGAAUUUUUCUCAGCGUGAGCGAGACGUGG